AUGUUAUACAUCUACACUUUACUCGUUGCUGCCUUAGUAUCAUUUGUACAAGCCGCCGAUAACUACGCUACUUACCCAAAGAUCCCCAAAACUGCCUCAAUCAAUGGAUUUGCUGAUCCAAUCGUUGAUUUGUUACCCGAUUGUGCUAAAGAGUGUGUCAAAUUUAGCACCAAGAAUACCCCAUGUCCAUAUUGGGAUACCGGUUGUUUCUGUGUCAUGCCACAAUGGGCAGGAUUGGUCGGUCAAUGUAUUGCUAAGAACUGUAAAGGUGAAGAUGUCCAAAGUGCUAGAUUUUUGGCUACUUCAUUGUGUUCAACUGUUGGUGCCAACACCUGGAUGAUGCCAGCAUCAAUUUCUGAUAUGAUGUCUUCUGCUGCUUCAGGAGCCAAAGAAGUUACUACCAUUUCAGGAAAGACGGCAAUGCAAUGGGUUACUGCUCCAGGAAGUUCCGACACCAAUGUUGUUUCGGAAACUGAUAACAGCGAGAGUGUUUCAGAGACUAGUGAUAGCAGUAGUGCAUCAGCUACUGAUUCUGAUGAAGAGACUUCAGCUACCAGUGAAUCAGCAGAGUCGGCUUCUAGCACGGAAGCAAGCUCGACUGCCAAUGAAAGUAGCACAACUUCCACUGGAUCCACUUCAAACCUUGCUGUUUUACAAGCUGGUAGUUUGGGAAGUGUCAUUUUCGGGGUUUUGGUCAGCUUCCUCAUGUAA
Messenger RNA from Lodderomyces parapsilosis, 711 nucleotides. RefSeq names its product CFEM domain-containing protein. The record is from RefSeq and is a predicted model, not a curated record. NCBI's taxonomy places the organism in Eukaryota, Fungi, Ascomycota, Pichiomycetes, Serinales, Debaryomycetaceae. The coding region runs from base 1 to 711 and encodes 236 amino acids. The transcript has a single exon.